Molecule: messenger RNA, 378 nt
Organism: Phytophthora megakarya
Lineage: Eukaryota; Oomycota; Peronosporomycetes; Peronosporales; Peronosporaceae
Source: the annotation of a GenBank genome assembly
AUGGGCCUCACCUAUCGUUGUGCAUUUUACAAGCUGGUCAACAGCCUCACGAGGCUGAUGGUCUAUCCUAUGCCCCUGAUCAGCGAUCUACUAGAGGAUCUGGAUAAAGCACUAUGGUACUGCACGUUAGACAUGGCCAGGGGGUUCUGGGUCGUGCACAUGACGGAUCGGGCCCGCGAGAUCUCUGCAUUCAUUACUCCGUUUGGACUAUUCGAAUGGAGUCGCAUGCCUUUUGGGCUUAAGAAUGCCCCACAGAUUUAUCAGCGCCUCGUAGACAACGCGCUGUAUGGAUUCUGGAAGAUCCCGCGAUCCGGUGACGCUGGGGCCACAACGGAUGUGUUCCAGUCCGGGAUCGCGGACGAUCCUGCUCGCGAGUCG